Gaeumannomyces tritici R3-111a-1 is the source of this 718-nucleotide messenger RNA. RefSeq lists its product as hypothetical. The transcript has a single exon. The record is from RefSeq and is a predicted model, not a curated record. The coding region runs from base 209 to 520 and encodes 103 amino acids. NCBI's taxonomy places the organism in Eukaryota, Fungi, Ascomycota, Sordariomycetes, Magnaporthales, Magnaporthaceae.
UUUUUUUUUUUCUACAGAGGGUCGGGGGUGUAGCCCAAGAACUCCCAACCGUUCUUGGACGCUUGGUCAUCGGCUGGCGCUUUUUCAGGUCGUCUUACUAACACCGCUUCGGCCACUCGGCGCCGCCAAACCCUGACCCUCGGAGGCUGUGUUGGUUGGCGAGAGCGCCACUGUUUUUUUUUUAUACACAGUAUUUUCGAGGCCGGAGAUGCCUUCGACCUCGGCAAGAGAUGAGGGGGGGCCAUCGGCCAUCCCAAUGGGGAAUGGAGGAGUUUUGGGCUGUCUCACCGGCAAUGCAGCACCUUUGCGGAGUUCCAGAAGCUGUCAAACGUCGACUUUUAUGACGCAGCCACCCUCGCUUCUACUGGCAAGGCGUGGCGAGGCUGUCUACCGAGGCAGGGCGGCCAAAUUGGCUGGCUGGCUGGCUGGCUGGCAGGCUGGCAGGCUGGCAGACAGGACCGGCAAUCGGAUUCCCUGGACGAGUGGGAGGGGGUCCCUGAGGGUUCCUGAGGGUCCCUGAGGGUCUAUAUCAACGUCGUUGUAUCGCAAGUCUUGGUCCAGGAUCGCUGUGGGGGCCGUUAUUGUCAAGCUUAAAACCAAGUAAAAUGAAAGAGGGCGGGCGCACAGGGAAAAAUGCCCGACGCAGGAACGGGUCGUAGCACAACAGAUUCUUCUUUCGUGGAGCAGAACUUUCGUGGAACAAGAGAGGGUCCCCGGC